Molecule: messenger RNA, 986 nt
Organism: Fragaria vesca subsp. vesca
Lineage: Eukaryota; Viridiplantae; Streptophyta; Magnoliopsida; Rosales; Rosaceae
Product: MLP-like protein 28-like
Exons: 2
Coding region: 295-756 (153 amino acids)
Biological process (GO): defense response
Source: RefSeq, a predicted model, not a curated record
AUAAUAUUUUUGUGUAAAGAACAUAGCUAUUCCCAUCCUCAAUUAUUAUGUCUACAAUAAUUUCAUUCCAAGCAAUCACAAUUAAUUUUCUGGUUGGAAGUUGGAACUCUGGACAGGCCUCAUUUUUUGCAUUGUUUCUUUAUGCAUUUCAACCCUUUUAGUGAUUGUCCAGUCCUUCACCCCCUCUCCUAUAUGAGUAGCCUUGGAGCCUAUCAAUUUUUCUGCAACUAGUACUUAAGCUCCAUCCUUCAUCAUCAGUCUUUUCUUUGAUAUUGAAAUUAAGGGAAGAAAAAAAUGUCUUCUAAGCUAGAAAAGUUGGAGACGGAUGUUGAAAUCAAAGCCUCUCCUGUCCAGUUCCACGAAUACUUUACACGCAGACCACACCAUAUAUCCAAUGUCAGCUCUGACAAAAUUCAGGGUUGUGAUCUCCACGAAGGUGACUGGGGAAACGUCGGUUCUGUCAUCUACUGGAAUUAUGUUCAUGAUGGGAAACCUAGAGUUUGCAAGGAGUUGAUUGAAGCCAUAGACGACGAAACGAACUCGAUAACUUUGAAAAUAAUCGAAGGAGAUCUUCUGGAGCAUUACAAGAGUUUCAAGGCCACCAUUCAAGCCAGCCCAAAAGGUGAGGGCAGCUCUGUGCAUUGGACUUUCGAGUAUGAAAAGCUGCACGACGAAGUUUCGGAUCCGCACACAUUGCUGCAGUUGGUAGCUGAGCUCUCCAAAGAUAUUGAUAAUCACCUAAUCACCCAAGCAUAAAAUUGAUUGAACUCGUUCCAAGUUCCAAGUUCCAACGGCUACUAAACUACUGUGUGCCAUCAAGGUUUGCUAUAUGAGUAAUAAAAGAGCUGGAUUAAUUCACAUCUAUGUAUAACGAUUUUUAAUUUUCAUCAUUUGUAAUCAUGCAUGUUUAGUGAUUUGCCUCAGAGCGGUCUAAUCAUGUAUUAUAUAUAUUUGGUAACAAUUAAUAAAGUUGAGAUUUACUACCU